Saccostrea echinata is the source of this 2438-nucleotide messenger RNA. Its product is annotated as solute carrier family 15 member 2-like. NCBI's taxonomy places the organism in Eukaryota, Metazoa, Mollusca, Bivalvia, Ostreida, Ostreidae. The record is from RefSeq and is a predicted model, not a curated record. The transcript has 22 exons. Bases 123 to 2345 code for a protein of 740 amino acids. Gene Ontology annotation, biological process: transmembrane transport; oligopeptide transport. Gene Ontology annotation, cellular component: membrane. Gene Ontology annotation, molecular function: dipeptide transmembrane transporter activity.
UGAUCAAAUUGACUCUAUUUGUUUGCAAAAUGGACUUAAAUACUGCAUGGAUAGUCUUAGAUAUAGAACGUUACAACAUGGUUCAGAUGUUUUGCUCCUGAUGAUAAGAUAUCUCUCUCAUUAUGAUGACUGUUAUGUCGGACAGCGAUGAAGAUCUACAUGCUAAUGAAGAUUCCUCUUUGAUAAAGGGAGAGAAAUCAGUACGGGAACAUGGAGUUGGGAAGAUAAGUGGAAAAGCAUGGGGGCGUGUCAAGAAUAUAAUGACUCGCUCCCAGAAAUACCCCAACAGUGUAUACUUCAUUCUGGGAAAUGAAUUUUGUGAGAGGUUUUCCUAUUAUGGCAUGGGAGCUGUUUUGAUCCUGUACCUGACUAACUGGCUGGGAUUCAGUGAGGAUGUGGGGACCUCCAUAUUUCACUCCUUUAUCAUGCUUUGUUACUUCACUCCACUAUUUGGUGCCAUAUUGGCUGAUGGAUACAUUGGAAGAUACAAAACUAUACUGAUUCUUUCCCUUGUUUACGCCACUGGUAACCUAAUCAUGGCCUUCACUGCUCUACCUCCUCCUGAAUGGUACGGUCCAGCCAUUGGCUUGAUUCUCAUUGGUCUUGGUACUGGAGGAAUUAAACCAAACGUGUCAUCAUUUGGUGCUGAUCAGUUUAGGGCAGACCAGGAAAAAGAGAGAUACACUUUUUUCUCUGCUUUCUACUUUUCAAUAAACCUAGGAAGUAUGCUGUCCAUUGUUCUGACUCCAAUAUUGAGAGCUGAUGUUAAGUGUUAUGGCAAUGAAUGUUAUCCUUUAGCCUUUGGAAUUCCAGCAGCUUUAAUGAUUUUAGCCACAAUCAUCUUUAUUGCUGGAAGCAGCCUCUACAAGAAAGUGCCAGCCUCAGGAAAUCUAAUGAAAAGAGUGUUAAAAUGCAUAUUGUAUGGAUUGUGCGGAAAGAUGAGGAAUUGUGGUGAUCCUAAUAAAAAGGAACACUGGCUGUAUUACGCAGAAAACAAGUUUGAGUCAGACUUUAUCAGAGAGGUACAGAUUUUACUGAAGGUGCUUUUUAUGUUUUUUCCUGCUCCAUUUUUCUGGGCGCUUUCUAGUCAGCAGGGAUCUCGCUGGACGCUUCAAGCUGAAAAACUCAAUGGAGACUUGGGCGUCUUUGGGACUCUAAAGCCUGACCAGAUGUCUGCAUUAAACCCAUUCCUGAUUUUAAUCCUCAUUCCAAUAUUUGAAAAAUUAGUGUAUCCAUGUUGUGAAAAGUGUAACUUUCUUACAAGACCGCUACAAAGAAUGUCGGCAGGUAUGGUGCUAACUGUGAUAUCCUUCAUUAUGGCAGGGCUUCUUCAAAUCAAAAUAGAGACAAGUUUAGAAUCUCCAUUAAAAGAUACAGAGUCAGGGAUAUCCUUCUACAAUGCCUUACAUUGUGAUAUAAAUAUAAAAAUGGGAGGGACACUCAGCUAUAAAAUAGCUCCCUACGAGAAGAGUGAUUACAAGGUGAUAACUGCUGGUAAAUAUAAAGUUGACGUGAAAUCGUGUCUUCCUUCUGUUUCUCGUGAAAUGUCAUUGGUACCUCUAAAUGCCACCAGGAUAUUUGUUUGGUCUAAACACAGCAAUACAACUGAUAUAAAGAUAGUGGAUGAUUUUCAUUCACAUCCCUCUGAUGGGAAUUCAAAGCUAAGCGUAUUAAAUGGCGGAGCUUUGCCUGGUGCUCAGGUAGUUGUAGUCCACUCAAGUCAUCAAGGGAAUAUUUCCAAUCAGUCGGGGGUUUUCUAUCCUUCUUCAGAGCAAGAAAGACUUUCAUUCCAUACAAUUGCACCUGGAAGGUACAAAAUAUACUGGCAGGACUCAGCCAAAGGGAAUUGGACCAAGCUUAACAGCUCCAUCACCAUAGGACAAGGGGCUGUGUAUAAUUUAUUAAUAGCCAGAAAUGAAACAAAGGUUGUGACCCGUCUCUUGACCAGUGUAGAGGUUAACAGUGUCUCUAUCCUGUGGAUGGUUCCUCAGUAUUUUGUGGUGACUGUUGGAGAAGUCCUAUUUUCCAUCACAGGCCUCGCUUUUGCAUACUCUCAGGCCCCUACUACAAUGAAGUCAGUGGUUCAGGCAGCCUGGUUGAUGACUACAGCUAUAGGAAGUUUAGUUGUUGUUAUUGUAGUGCAAGUUCAAUACUUUACAUCACAAGUGGCUGAGUUUAUGUUCUUUGCUGCUCUGAUGGCUUUGGGUACCAUAAUGUUUAUGGUCAUGUCCUGUUUUUAUACUUACUAUAAUACAAGUUGUCUGGAUGAUAGAGAAGAUUUAAUCACCAAGGAAGAUAAUGGAGACAUUCCACUGAACGAUUCUAAUCAUCCUAAAAAUAAGUGAGCGUUCAGAUACCUUUGCACACUUUUCUUUUGGUCUCUCCUGAAUGGUCCUGAAAUUAAUUAUUCGUAAAAAGUAAACACAAUUGUGCUUGUG